This is a messenger RNA of Polyodon spathula (Mississippi paddlefish), 3578 nucleotides long. Its product is annotated as dipeptidyl peptidase 9-like. Bases 337 to 2922 code for a protein of 861 amino acids. The record is from RefSeq and is a predicted model, not a curated record. Gene Ontology annotation, molecular function: dipeptidyl-peptidase activity; serine-type peptidase activity. Lineage: Eukaryota; Metazoa; Chordata; Actinopteri; Acipenseriformes; Polyodontidae. The transcript is spliced from 20 exons. Gene Ontology annotation, biological process: proteolysis.
GUACUCUAGUUUCAGGCCUAUGAGAUAAGAAUAGGAAGUUAUUAAAGUAAAAAAACCAAAAAAAAAAAAAAAACCUGCCAUAACACUGUCAGUGAGGUGUGGGGUUGUUAUGGGCAUCCUUGGCGCAGUCAAUGUGACAACUCCAGUUCCUUUCAUUUAACUAGAUCAGAAUCGAGUCUCUUAAACUCCCUGACUGCCUGCCUGCCUCCCCGUUUCAGGUUCCCAAACCUGGUUGAGGCUGGCUGUCCGGUUAAUGCAUAGAGUAAAGAAGUUGAAGCUUGAAGACGAAACAGAAGGCAGUUUUAAAAGGUACAUUAUUGUUUUUCCGCAGCGAGGAUGACUGCUGUGGACGUGCUCUCAGACAGUACAGAAGUGGUGGAGAUGGAGGACGUCCCCUCCCAGUUCUUCGUAGAGAAGCACUCCUGGGAUGGGCUGCGGGACAUCAUUCAUAGCAGCCGCAAAUAUUCGGGGAUGAUCAUCAACAAGGCUCCCCACGACUUCCAGUUUGUGCAGAAACAGGACGACUCGGGACCUCACUCCCACCGCCUCUACUACCUCGGAAUGCCCUACGGGAGCAGAGAGAACUCGCUGCUUUACUCCGAGAUUCCCAAGAAAGUUCGUAAAGAGGCCCUGCUGGUGCUGUCCUGGAAACAGAUGCUCGACCACUUUCAGGCGACGCCCAACCACGGCGUGUACUCUCGGGAGGAGGAGCUGCUUCGUGAAAGGAAGCGACUGGGUGUGUUCGGGAUCACCUCCUACGACUACCACCCCCACAGCGGCCUCUUCCUCUUCCAGGCCAGCAACAGCCUGUUCUACUGCCGGGACGGGGGGCGCAACGGGUUCAUUCAGGUGUCCCCAAUGAAACCAGCUGAGAUAAAGACGCAGUGUUCGGGAACUCGCAUGGACCCCAAAAUCUGCCCGGGGGACCCUACUUUCAUCUCGUUUAUCAAUAACAACGAUCUCUGGAUAGCCAACAUCGAAACGGGAGAGGAGAAACGGCUAACCUUCUGCCACAAAGGUUUGAAUAACGUGAAGGAGGACCCGAAGUCUGCUGGUGUGGCCACAUUCGUGAUUCAGGAGGAGUUUGAUCGAUUCACAGGGUACUGGUGGUCACCGACCGCCACAGAAGACUCGGACGGGGGGAAGACUCUCCACCUGCUCUAUGAGGAAGUGGACGAAUCAGACGUGGAGAUCAUUCACGUACCCUCUCCGGCUCUGGAGGAGCGCAAAGCCGACGCAUACCGGUACCCCCGCACAGGCAGUAAGAAUCCCAAAAUCACCCUCAAACUCUCGGAGAUCAAGACGGACCAUCUCGGAAGGAUCAUUAGCACACAGGACAAGGAGCUGGUACUUCCCUUCACCACGCUGUUUCCUACAGCGGAGUACAUAGCUCGAGCGGGCUGGACUAAAGAGGGCAAACAUGCCUGGGCGGUGCUUCUGGACCGUACCCAGCAGAGGCUGCAGCUGGUCCUGCUCCCCCCAGCGCUCUUCACCCCGGUCACCAGCGACGAGGCUGUGCGGCAGGACUACGUGGACGCUGUUCCAGACAGCGUGCAUCCAUUCAUUAUCUACGAGGAGGUGACCGACAUCUGGAUAAACGUUCAUGAUAUCUUCUACCCCUUCCUCCAAACGAAGGAUGACGAGAUCACCUUUAUCUGGGUUAAUGAAUCCAAGACAGGCUUCUGCCACCUCUACAGAAUCACGUCAUUGCUGCAGCCAGGGAGCUAUCAGUGGUCACGGAAUUACAGCCAUAGUGAAGGAGAUUUUAAAUGCCCAAUUAAAGAAGAGGUGACACUAACCAGUGGGGAGUGGGAGGUGCUGGCAAGACACAGUUCAAAGAUCUGGGUGAACGAAGCUACAAAGUUAGUGUAUUUCCAGGCUACUAAAGACACCCCUUUAGAGCAGCACCUCUACGUUGUGAGUUAUGAGUCUCCGGGCGACAUCGUGAGGCUCACCAAACCAGGCUUCUCACAUAGCUGUUCAAUGAGCCAGAAUUUCGACAUGUUCAUCAGCCACUACAGCAGUGUCAGCACGCCGCCCUGCGUUCACGUCUACAGGCUGGUGGGAUCAGAGCGCGAGCCUCUGCACAAAGAGCCUGAGUUCUGGGCCAGCAUGAUGGAGGCCGCAGGUUGUCCUCCAGAUUAUAUUCCUCCUGAGAUCUUCGACUUCCCGGGGAAGUCUGGGUUUCAGCUGUAUGGAAUGGUGUACAAACCCCAUAACCUUCAGCCCGGACGCAAGCAUCCCACACUGCAGUUCGUGUAUGGGGGGCCACAGGUCCAGCUGGUCAAUAACUCGUUCAAGGGGGUGAAGUACCUGCGCUUGAACACCUUGGCGUCUCUGGGGUACGUGGUGGUGGUGAUCGAUGGCAGGGGAUCCUGUCAGAGGGGGCUCAAGUUUGAAGGGGCUCUCAGAAACAGCAUGGGGCAGGUAGAGAUCGAGGACCAGGUGGAAGGGCUGCAGUACGUAGCUGAGAAGUACAACUUUGUGGACCUGAGUCGCGUGGCCAUCCACGGCUGGUCCUACGGGGGCUUCCUGUCACUCAUGGGACUCAUUCACCGGCCCAACGUCUUUAAGGUUGCGAUCGCGGGGGCCCCUGUCACUGUAUGGAUGGCCUACGAUACUGGAUACACCGAACGGUACAUGGACAUCCCCGAGAACAACCAGCAAGGCUACGAGGCUGGCUCGGUGGCACUGCACGUGGACAAGCUACCCAAUGAGCCAAACCGUUUGCUGAUCUUGCAUGGAUUUCUUGAUGAGAAUGUGCACUUUUUUCACACCAACUUCCUGGUGUCGCAGCUGAUCCGAGCUGGGAAGCCCUAUCAGCUGCAGAUCUACCCCAACGAGAGACACAGUAUUCGUUGCCCAGAAUCAGGCGAGCACUACGAGAUAAUGCUGCUGCACUUUCUACAACAAUACCUUUGAGAAUACCUCGACUCGGUCACCCUAUCCCUCUCCAGCGCUCUCCACGCGACUCCGGACACCUGGUCUCCCUGCGAUAGUCAGUGUCGACCCCUGAGGGACCUCUCGCCACGCUGGCAUGACGGACAGGAGAGCAGCGCUCCUGGAACAUCAAACCCACAAAAGGGCCAAGGGCUGCCGUUUUACAACAAGAACUUGCUAUUAAAACUCCUCUGGAACUGAAUAUAACUGGCUAGUAACUUGCAUCAUUUGGUGUGCCACAUCCAUCUUCGUUGAGCGCCCCACCCACCUCGUUUACCGUCAGCUGAUUUUAGUGGAACCCGACUCAUGAACUUGCCAAACAACGUGGUCACUGGCUGGUGGCUCAUGCAGACUGACGUACACACACGUGAAAACGCACGACACAAACAAGAUCUUUUUAUUCUUUUUUUUUUUUUUAAUUUUGUUUUUUAAAUUGUCUGCAGUAGCGCUAAACAGACAUCAAGGUUUCCUCUUAAUUUAAAUGCAACCUCUUGUCUGUUUUCUGGGGAAGCUGCCAGCCACCACUACCAGUACCCAGUAUUUUAAGUGUGUAUUAUUAAAAUAAAAUAUUUUUAUGGAUUCUUAUUCUUUUAUAAUGAGUGUAAGGUGUAGUGGCUCAUUAAAAUAAUAGAAGCUGA